Messenger RNA from Saccharomyces eubayanus, 375 nucleotides. RefSeq names its product F1F0 ATP synthase subunit h (gene ATP14). NCBI's taxonomy places the organism in Eukaryota, Fungi, Ascomycota, Saccharomycetes, Saccharomycetales, Saccharomycetaceae. Bases 1 to 375 code for a protein of 124 amino acids. Gene Ontology annotation, biological process: proton motive force-driven ATP synthesis. The record is from RefSeq and is a predicted model, not a curated record. The transcript has a single exon.
AUGUUCCCCGCCGCUUCCAGAAGAAUAGUGCUCAAUGCUUCGAGAUUACCAUUGAGAUUGUGUAAUAGAACUUUGACGACCACAAGAGUAUCCUACAACGUCAUACAGGACUUGUACUUGAGGGAACUGAAGGAAACUAAGCUGGCUCCCAGCUCUUUGCAAGAUGCCGAGGGUAACGUCAAGCCUUGGAGCCCACCAAAGAAGCCAACCUUACCAGAAUUGGAACUUCAAGGCCCAGACGCCCUAAAGGCAUACGCCGAUCAAAACGUAGAAACCGCCAACGACACCAAGAGCUCUGUGGAGGGCGAAGCCGAACCAAUUGAAGAGGACUGGUUGGUCUUGGACGACGUCGAGGAAGCAAAAGAAAGCCAUUGA